This is a messenger RNA of Fomitiporia mediterranea MF3/22, 981 nucleotides long. RefSeq names its product alkaline phytoceramidase. The record is from RefSeq and is a predicted model, not a curated record. The transcript is spliced from 7 exons. Bases 112 to 981 code for a protein of 289 amino acids. Gene Ontology annotation, cellular component: endoplasmic reticulum membrane. Gene Ontology annotation, biological process: ceramide biosynthetic process; ceramide catabolic process. NCBI's taxonomy places the organism in Eukaryota, Fungi, Basidiomycota, Agaricomycetes, Hymenochaetales, Hymenochaetaceae.
CCAGGGAGCGCCGGGAUUCCAUUCAUAGCGGGCCACCACUUCUUGUGAUAUAUCGUUUACCGCCUCCACUCUUUACAACCGAGGACUCUCAGGCUCGCAAAAAACUCGGCGAUGAGCUUUCCAGUUAGUGAUGCCUACAACUUUAGUCGCACGGGCGCUUGGGGUACCGUGACUUCUACGCUAGAUUUCUGCGAGGCCAAUUACCAGUUCUCGGAUUAUAUUGCGGAAAUGGCGAAUACGCUUUCUAAUAUCAUUACGGUCGCGAUUGCCCUGCAAGCCGCCCGCAUAGUUCAAACUCAGGCGCUUCCUGCGCGCUACUUCUUUGGCUUCAUGUCUCUCGCCAUAGUCGGCCUUGGUAGUUUUGCAUUCCAUGCAACUCUGCUACACUCUGCGCAGUUGUCCGACGAGCUACCGAUGAUUUAUACUGCUUCUUGCUCAUUAUUCAUACUCUAUGACACAUCCCCUGGCUGGGGAAUCAGUAGCAAAAAGUCGCAGCUGUUGCUUAUUUUUACUGUGCUGUUUGAUAUUUUAUUUACUUAUUCUUAUUGGCUAUACCGUAAUCCAAUCUACCAUCAGGUGGUUUUCGCAGCUUUCAUGAUCGCGAAUACCCUUCGCGGCUCCUGGCUCGUUAGAUCCGCCGAAGCGUCAAACCGAAUCGGUCUUAACGAGAAAAGGACGAUCACGAGUUUAUACACUUCUGGUGCAUUGAUCUUCAUCCUCGGGUUUGCUAUCUGGAACCUAGAUAACGUGUUCUGCAAUGCUUUGUCCAAAUGGAAGGCACUAGUGGGAUGGCCUAUGGCUUUCCUACUUGAAGGGCAUGCAUGGUGGCACCUGUUCACUACUGUCGGCGCUUAUAUUAUGGGAAUUGGAACAACCUGUGAAACUCUUUGUAUCAAGGAUGAACCUAGAAAUUACACGGUUGAAUAUGAUGCGGGAAUUUAUCCUCGUGUUCGCAGGGUAAACAAGAAGGUCAAGAUGUAG